UUUUUUUUUGCUAAUCAACGCGAAUUCCGUCCGUUCGAUAUUCUUCUGCAGCCCGCGCGCAGUACGACGGAGCUGGCGCCCUCCUCGGGUAUAAUAUUACCUAAUACCUAUGCCAGUUCUCGAGUCUAUACUGCGUCUACGCGUGGCCUUGUUAGCUGUUCCUCCACUUAUAAGUAUUCCGCUCUUCUAACUUCUAUGCUGCGUGUGUGAGGUGCCCGUUUUUUACGCCAUCGCCCGUCGCAGUCUCAGCUCAGUUACGUGCGACGUAGAUUAUAAAUUUAUAACUACUCAGUGUGUGUGUGUGUGUGUGUGUGCGCGCGCGCGCGCUGCCGCCGAGUCGGUUGGAAGUUGGAGAAUAGUGUGUGCAGGUCAGCUCGCGGCAGUCCCGACUCCCGAGGGAGCUGCAUUCUGUGUGUGCGUGUGUAUCGGCCUCUGUGUGCGCGGUCGACUACUUAUAAGCAUAGGUAACAUCUAAUACACUGCUUAUACCGCUGGGGAGAGUCGGAGAGCUGAAAAUAACAGACAACGGCGAGAAAGUGCAGACCGCAUCACGACAUCGCAGAAAGAAACAUGCCAACUGUCCCCUCAUUCGAUCGAUGGAAAAUGAUGGUUAAAUAAUAGGAACACAGAAGAUUGCUAAACUACUUGAGUGAAGAAUUCGUUGAUUAGUUAUGGGGGCAUUUUUGGACACACCUAAAACUGACAAGUAUAAUGAGCAUGGCGAAGGCAACGGUCUUAAAUAUGGGGUUGCUAGCAUGCAGGGAUGGCGACUCGAAAUGGAGGAUGCGCAUCAGGCUAUAACUGGUCUUGAAGGUGGUCUCGAAGACUGGAGUUUCUUUGCUGUGUUUGAUGGCCAUGCAGGUGCUAAAGUGUCAGCGCAUAGUGCAGAACAUUUAUUAGAGUGCAUAAUGCAAACAGAGGAAUUCAAAGCUGAAGAUGUGAUACGAGGAAUACAUUCUGGCUUUUUAAGAUUGGAUGACAAAAUGCGAGGUCUUCCAGAAAUGUGCGAUGGUACUGAUAAAUCUGGUUCUACUGCGGUAUGUGCAUUUAUAUCUCCAAAGAACAUCUAUAUCGCCAAUUGUGGAGACUCGCGCGCAGUGUUGUGCCGGGCGGGCAACCCGAUCUUCUCAACGCGUGAUCACAAACCGGUCCUACCUGCCGAAAAGGAGCGUAUACAGAAUGCUGGCGGCAACGUUGUCAUCCAGCGGGUAAACGGACUAUUGGCAGUAUCCCGAGCUCUUGGCGACUACGAGUACAAGAAUGUUGAGGGCCGUGGACCCUGCGAGCAACUUGUCUCACCCGAACCCGAGAUUUUCGUGCGUGAUCGAGACGACCAGCAUGACGAGUUCUUGGUGUUGGCAUGCGACGGUAUCUGGGAUGUUAUGACCAAUGAAAACUUGUGCAAUUUCAUACACUCUAGGCUACUACUUACCGACGAUUUGGAGGCAGUUACUAAUGAAGUUAUAGACACUUGUUUGUACAAGGGUAGCAGAGACAACAUGAGUAUUGUAUUGAUCACGUUCCCUGCAGCUCCGAAGCCCAAUAUCGAGGCUAAAAAGAAGGAAGCCGAACUCGACAUGUUCAUUGAGAGGACAAUUAAAGAUAUAGUUUCACGAGAGGCGGACAAAAAGGACUUUGUUUUUUUAAAACUUCUUCAUAUGCUCAUGGAUCAAGGCAUAUCCAAUUUACCUCCCGGUGGUGGACUUCCUGCAAAGCAAAAAUUAAUAGAAAAUGUGUUUCGAGAAGUUUGCCCAAGCAAAGCAGACAGUAUAGGUCUUCCGUAUGAUUACCUUCUAUAUAAUUAAGUGCUACUUGUAUUACAAACCGCAUCAGAUGUACAAAUACAAAAACAAUACAGAUUUUUAUCGAAAGUGAGAAUUGAUAAUGUAUUCUUUAUCGGGAUAAAUGCGAAUGUACACACAUUGAUUGUCGACCAUAAACAGCGAAAAAUAUGUUAUUUUUGACAGAUGUUUCACUAAUACUUUUAUCGCGAUAUUCAUAAAAAAAUGUACAAUAUCAAUUUAUACACGCGUGGCAUAAACUGUCAUUACUGAUAGGUGAAACUUAUUUUUCCUUUUUUUUAUUAUAUUACUUUCAAAUCAAAUUUAUCGAUGUAUGAUGAUGUAUAUCUAACUUUAAAAAGAAGACAAAAGACGACAUAUUUUUUAGAUGUGAACGUUUACUUUUUCAUUUGAAAAACAAAUUAUAUAGAGAGAAUUUAAAGAUGUAGCAACGCGUGUCAGCUGCAACUGCGAUAACUAUUUUAUCAUUGAAAGAACAAUGCCAUGGUUUGUAAUAUCAAUUUUUGAUUAUACAAUGCAUGUACUGUAGGAAAACAUUCUGUUUUGAGUGAAAAACAUUCGUAACCGUGUAAGAAAGUCAUUAGAACAGUAAAAUGUUGUGAGGAGUGUUAGGAACUAAAUAUCGUUUAACUUUUCUUGGUAUACUAAAUGCAAUAUGUGAAUGUUACGAAUGGCAAGAAACUAAUUUGAAAUGGUAAAACUUGUAAAAAACAUGCAUAAAAACUAUAGCAGUGAUUGAAAUGAUUAUUACUUCACUAAUAUUGUUGGAUUUUAUAAAUUUUCUUUGCAUUAAACAAACAGCAAAAAUUCUAUUGCCGUUAUUAAAAAUGAGGGACGAGAAAUGUUUAAUUAAGGAUCACAUAUAGUCAUGUAUAAGAUAAGAAUCAAGAUUACAUACGAACGUAUUUUGCAUUAAAAAUCAAGAAUGUACGUUGUAAAAUUUUUGUAAGAAAAAUCACUUAAAAACUUUAAAAAUGUUAAUAGAGUUAAAUCUUGAAACAGCAUUUUUGUAUAUACAAGAACUGUUUUUAUUUUACUCGUUAAUUUUUUUAUUUUAACUUGGUAAAUAGUGCUCAUCUUAAACGUGCGGGACAUGCUUGAAUGAAGAAAAUACUUUUAUCAAUGUGCGAGAGUACGAAUCAAUGUAAUCUAGAUUUCUAUCAGAAGGAAUCAUUUCUACCGUUCCCUCUGCUAUGUUGACAAGAAAGCAAAUGUGCGUAAUGUGUUGCGACACGCUAUAAUUACAUAGGCAUACAUAUAUAUUUUUGUAGUUCUAGGAGACUUGCGCUCAGAAUACUUAUUCGUAGUAGGUUGCGAUUUUCCGCUUUUCACGAGGCCGUAACUUUAGGCGUUUAUAUUGAAAUAAAAAAAAAUACAAACGGUUAUCCGAAAAACACCAUAAAGCGACGGCAUUUGCGUGUGCAGGACUGGAUAAAAUAUGACCAUUUAGCACUAGACCUACAGUUCUGUCCAUAACGUAUUUAGGAUACAAGAUCAUAAUAAAACUCUCGAAAAAGAAACCACACGUAAAUUUGGUUUUAGAUAUGACAGAAGCGUCAAGCUUUAAUUUUGUUGGUCGCAUUUUUAACACUGCUUUUAUUUAAUCUUACUCUCAAAAGAUUUGGUACUGAAAACCUGAAGACGAUACGAUAUGUUUGUAAGUUUGAAUAUUCAUUGAUACUUUUGAUACGGUUUGAUUUACUUUAAAAAUAACUUUUUUUAUUUGCUUAAUUUUUAAUAAAAAUUGAAGCAACAUUUUACGCGAUUUUCUUUCGAAUACGUUAAUAUUUUAAACUUUCAAUUCAGACCUACUAAGAUUUUUAUUUCUUUCGAACAAUAUCAACCUGAUAAUUUUAUAAUUGAAAUUUUAUAUGUAUUUUAUACACGAAAUUGGGCUAAAGUAAAUGAUAAUAUUCACUGUAUAAAUUGUUCAGCUUUUAAUUUAAAAAAAAUAUAUUUGUUGAGAAAUAAACACUCUUGUAGGUUUUUGUAUGUAAAUAUCUUGUUUAUUUUAAAUAGUCCUUUUCUGAUUGCAAGAGAUAGAAAACUUGAUUGCAGUAAAUUUUUUAUAUAUUGUAUUGUCCUUUUCCAAGUAGAAUUAAAAUUGAUUGUUAAAACUCUUUUCACUUGGAAAUUAGGAAAACGGUUUUGCAGAGUGACUAGUACCUUCCAGACAAGGACUAUUUUUUUAUAAAAUAAGAAUUUAAUAUUAAUAACGAUGAAUAAUGAGAGAAAAACAAAAUAAAAUCUAGUGUUCUGGCGAUUUUUGUUGGCAACUCCUUAAAUAUUUAAUUUAUAUACUCGUCGAGACUUUUAUUGUUUUAGUUAAAUCAUGUAAUCAUUGUACAGGCGACGACUUACGCAUUUAUUUCUUUCGCAAUUUGUUCACUAGCACAAGAGAGUAUCUAACCUUCAUACUUUCAUAUGCACUUACGAUUAUAAAUGUUAUAACACUUGUUCGUUUGGAAAAAAACAAAUCAUCUUACCUAAAAAAUUGUUGUAUACCACUUAUAAACCGAUGGAUUUGAAGCAUCUCAAAGGGUGUGAAAAAUUAUAGAAAUAAAUUAUGAUUGGAACAAUGAA
Messenger RNA from Nasonia vitripennis (jewel wasp), 4385 nucleotides. Its product is annotated as protein phosphatase 1B. NCBI's taxonomy places the organism in Eukaryota, Metazoa, Arthropoda, Insecta, Hymenoptera, Pteromalidae. The coding region runs from base 672 to 1805 and encodes 377 amino acids. Gene Ontology annotation, molecular function: manganese ion binding; magnesium ion binding; protein serine/threonine phosphatase activity. The transcript is spliced from 6 exons. The record is from RefSeq and is a predicted model, not a curated record. Gene Ontology annotation, cellular component: nucleus; cytosol. Gene Ontology annotation, biological process: protein dephosphorylation; negative regulation of stress-activated MAPK cascade.